Molecule: messenger RNA, 498 nt
Organism: Mollisia scopiformis
Lineage: Eukaryota; Fungi; Ascomycota; Leotiomycetes; Helotiales; Mollisiaceae
Exons: 1
Coding region: 1-498 (165 amino acids)
Source: RefSeq, a predicted model, not a curated record
AUGACCUACACUAUAGAAGAAAUCUCCGAUCGCCUUGAGAUCAUGGACAUGUUUGCACGGUAUGUGCACGCAGUGGAUGAGAAGGUUGUUGAGCCGCUCGAACGCAUCUUUUUGCCCGAGACAGUAUUUGACUGGACCGCAUCUGGCGGUGUACGCACCACCUGGGCAGAGGCAAAAAGGGGCGACUUUAUAACUGGCAAGCUAUUCCCGUACGUCUUUCACAUAUGCACGAACAUUCAGAUCACUUUCGACCACGAUCAUCAGGGCGCGACGGUGAAGUCGAAGACUCUCCAUCCUACCGGGCUCAAUGGCGUCGACGGCAAUCCACUUCUGUUCCAGGUCCAGGGUGUUUAUGUUGACCGGCUCACGAAGACGGCCGAGGGUUGGCGCAUCAGUCAGCGUGUCUGGAAAGACUUUUGGGCCGUCGGGCCAAUCCCAUUGAUUGAUGGCAUCGGGGGAAUGCUUAAUGCUGCCGGAAAGGGCAAGGUCUCUGGCUAA